Amborella trichopoda is the source of this 679-nucleotide messenger RNA. Its product is annotated as protein DELETION OF SUV3 SUPPRESSOR 1(I)-like. The record is from RefSeq and is a predicted model, not a curated record. Gene Ontology annotation, biological process: proteasome assembly; double-strand break repair via homologous recombination; mRNA export from nucleus. NCBI's taxonomy places the organism in Eukaryota, Viridiplantae, Streptophyta, Magnoliopsida, Amborellales, Amborellaceae. Gene Ontology annotation, cellular component: proteasome regulatory particle, lid subcomplex; proteasome complex.
AAGGAGGCCACUCCCUCUAUCUGCACGUUUCUGCUCUGAAAAGCUAAAACAAGAGCGGUACUCUCGCUCUAAGCUUCAACUCUCCGCUGCUGUCGCUCUUUAACAUUCUUAUGUUCAAUCAGGAGCAGUGAAUAAUUUAUUUCUCAAUUCACAACAUUAUUAAUAUGGCAACUACUCCUGAGAAUGAGAAAAAAGUUGUAAACGAGGAGCCCAAAAUCGAUCUCUUUGAGGAUGAUGAUGAGUUCGAAGAAUUCGAAUCUGAAGAGUGGGAUGACAAGGAAGACGGAAAUGAAGUUUUGCAACUGUGGGAAGAUGACUGGGACGAUGAUGAUGUCAACGAUGAUUUCUCAAUACAACUGAAGCGGGAACUCGAAAGCAACUCGGAGAAGAACUGAUCAUCUCUGUCUCUCUAUCUCUCUCUCUCUCUCUCUCUCUCUCUCUCCUGCAGCUCUGGAUCUCUUUUGGGAAAUACAGCCUAGGAGAAAAUGUGAACAUGGGGAAGUUAAGAGUGUUUUGAUGCAUUUCUGGACUUGAGCUCAAGUCUUAAAACUAAAGCAUUUUGCAUCUCUUAACGUGAAUUGUGUAGCCUAGGAGAAAAUGUGAACAUGGAGAAGUAUGUUUUUUAUGCAUCCCCGAACUGAAACUCAGCAUUAAAAACUACAGCGCUGUCUCCUUUUUC